Molecule: messenger RNA, 777 nt
Organism: Aspergillus calidoustus
Lineage: Eukaryota; Fungi; Ascomycota; Eurotiomycetes; Eurotiales; Aspergillaceae
Source: the annotation of a GenBank genome assembly
AUGAGCCACCGCAACAUCCCCGCAAUCCACCUGCUGUGCAUGGAAUCCAAAUUCCUCGACGCCUUCAACGAAGCCCUCCCAACGCACUGGCCCACCUACAAUGGAAGCACUAACGGGAACCCGCCCAUAAAAAUCCAAACCCAUAACAGCUCCCUCGCCGCCUUCCCCGCCACCACCACAUUCGACCUCGUCGUCUCCCCCGCAAACUCCUACGGCCGCCUCGACGGCGCCUUCGACGACGCCAUCUCGCGCGCGUUCUGCCUCCCGCACCAUGACUACGAUACGCUCACACGUGCCGCGCAGAAGAUACUGUAUGACAAGUAUCGCGGGUUUGCGCCGCCGGGGUCCUGUGAGCUUGUGCCCUUCCCGGAUGAGUUGGUUGGGAUGAAUGAGUGGGGGUGUAAGUGGGUGGGGUUGUGUCCGACGAUGCGCACGCCGGAUACGGCGCGGUGGGAUCGCGAGGUUGUGUAUGAGUGUGUGUGGAGUUUGUUGUGUAGUGUGGAGAGGUGGAAUCGGGGGCUUGAUAACCGGGAGGGGGAGGGGAGUGUAGUUGGUGAAGGUGGGGAGAGUAGAGAUCGCGGGAGAAUUGAGAGUGUGCUUAUCACGCCAAUGGCCACAGGGUGUGGAGGGGUGAGUCCGAAGAAGUGGGCGGCGCAGUUUGUGUUGGCGAUGAGGCAUUUUGUGGAUGCGUUGGAGAGGCCUGAGAGGUGGUCGGCGUUGGGGUGGAGGGAGAUCUAUGAGGAUACCAAUGACGUGGAGAAGACGUGGAAGAUGUAG